Molecule: messenger RNA, 669 nt
Organism: Phytophthora sojae
Lineage: Eukaryota; Oomycota; Peronosporomycetes; Peronosporales; Peronosporaceae
Exons: 2
Coding region: 1-669 (222 amino acids)
Source: RefSeq, a predicted model, not a curated record
AUGUUCAGCAGCGGCAAGAUCUUCGCCAUGUGCAUCGCCGCCGUGGCCGUCUCGAGCGGAGUGCACGCUGAGCGAGAAGUGGCUGAGACUUUUGGCCUGCUCGGCCUCGGACACGGCAUCGGCGUUGGAGUGCCGGGCGUUGCUAGUGUCGGAGUGGGCCCUGGCGCGUACGGCCCUGGCGUUGUUAGCCCAGGUGCCAGCGUCGGUGUGCCGGGCAUCGCUGGCGUCAAUGUCGGUCUCCCCGCUGUGGGCGUUGGUGGCCCCGCUGUUUCAUGCAGCAGCGGCAAGAUUUUCGCCGUGUGGAUCGCCGCCGUGGCCACCUUGAGCGGGGUGCACGCUCAAAGUGGCGUCAAGGUUGCUGCCCCGUUCGUUAACGUUGGAGUGGACGGGCAGCCUGGUGCCGAUGGCCGCCGGUAUGUCGACGUCAAUGUGAUGGGCAUCCGCGUCCGUGCCCCUCUUCGCCCCAGAGGUGAACAGAACUACGGAUUCGCCGGCGCGCCUCCAGGCGCCUACGGUGCAGCUCCAGUCAUGCCCAAUGGUUACGCCGCAGCUCCUGGCCAGGUCAUACCAAACGGCUACGGUGCAGCUCCAGCCAUGCCCGCUUACGCGGGAGCUCCCGCUGCUGCACCCGCUGCUGCGGAGUGCCGCAAGCUCCGCUCGGUCGAAUGA